This is a messenger RNA of Entrophospora sp. SA101, 423 nucleotides long. Lineage: Eukaryota; Fungi; Glomeromycota; Glomeromycetes; Entrophosporales; Entrophosporaceae. The record is from the annotation of a GenBank genome assembly.
AUGGUAGAGAUUCAAAAAGCAUUUAAACAAGCAUUCCUACGACUAGUUAAUAGAGUUGGACAGCUUGAAAAAUAUCCAACAGGCUUCCAUAAUAGGUCAAUUCUUUCAUCCAUUUUAUUUGUUCCUGAAAAUAUGCAAUCGUCAAGAAGAAAUUUAUUACGAGAUUAUAAUGAAAAUGGGUUGAGCAAAUUGGUGCAAGGAACAAGUAGUGAUUUAGAAACGCUACUAAAACCUUGUGAUUAUGAAUUUAUAGCCAAAAAAUUUGGCAGAGAAAUUGAAGAGUCAGAUUAUCAUCGUAACAUUAGAGUCAAUUCUUUAUUGAGAAAACACAAACCAGCCAGAAGCUUUAGAUCUCAAAAUAAUAAAGAUAGGAAUUUGAAUAAAGAUGACUAUUAUUUUGAGGCACUUGACUCUGAUUAUUGA